AUCGAAAACGAGCGCGCUCGGCCGCAAUACACAGCAGGAACGCGUCUGAGUUGAUCUGUUUGAUCAAUAACAACAGCAGAACCAGCGCUGCAAGCCCAAGACACGAUGGAGCCACAACAGGGACCAAUCCCGCCAAGUACUGGCGCCGCGCCCGCGGCGCCGAACGGGUCGAACGGCGCCGCGCCAGCAAAAAAACAGGGCGGCCGCCAGAAGAAGGGCUUGACCUCAGGCAAAGCCACGUCCGCACCCCCAAAAAGAUUAGCCAUGGGCGGGCCGCCCCCCCGAGCGGCCACGCUCGCACCACCACCUUCUACAUGCAGGGCCUGCCAGGGCGCCCACAGCGCGCAUACGUGUGGCAAGACGAGGAAGAGAAGAAAAGUCGCGCAGCCACCUUUGGAGCCGCCUCGCGUCGUGGUCAUUGGCGCUGGCGUCGCGGGCAUCGGCUGCGCACGAACACUAGAACAGCUCGGCGCGGUAGUGACAGUAGUCGAAGCCAAACCGAGAGUAGGGGGCCGCUGCGCCUCAACAAAGAUCAACGACGAGGGUGCGGCCGUCGACUUAGGUGCUUCUUGGAUCCACGGCAUCCGGAAGAACCCACUCUAUACGGCGGCGUGCCAGCUGGGCUUGCACUGCGUCGACACCGGGGAUGAUGUGGCUUUGAGAGAUGGAGAAACGGGCGUUUCCAUCGAACGCGACUCGGCCGAGGACAAACGCGCCUUCGAGGCGUUCAAUGCAGCUUUAGCAUCUGCAAGGAAGGACGGCGAAGAGAAAGCCCUGGCCGAGAGUCAGCAGGAGGGCCACGUCAAAGCGCGAGCCAUGCCUAGACACGGCGUCGACCAGGCCCUAGGACCGGCCGUUUCUUCACUACUCGACGCGCAGUCUCUAUCUACAGAUACGUUGAAAUUAGUCCAGUGGCACCGGGCGAACAUGGAGUACGCCAACGCCUGCCCCAUGGAUUCGUUAUCGCUACGAUUCUGGGACCAGGACGACGAGCACGCGUAUGAAGGGGCGCACUGCGCCGUGCGGGAGGGCCUGGGGGCGUUGUGUGCGGGUUUGGCUCGACCCUUACGAGAUGUUAGAUUGCAGUGGCCCGUCGCGAAGAUCGAACGAGUGAACAACUUGAUCGUCGUGACCAAGGAGAAUUCGACGGAGACGCUCGUUGCGGAGGUCGUCGUUGUCACCGUACCAUUAGGUGUGUUGAAGCGAGGAUUGGCCUUUGAACCGCCCUUACCAAACUGGAAGACGCAGGCUAUCGCCAGGCUAGGCUUCGGCGUUUUAGAUAAAGUAGCUCUGAAAUUUGAGAGGCCCUUUUGGAGGAAUGCGGAAUACUGGAACGGGUCCGAGAAGAGAAUAGGCAAUCUGGGACGCGUGCUAGAUGUGUCGGAAUAUGGGGGCGAGUUCUUCCUCUGGGUCGACCUCGAGGGUGUCACCAAUGAACAUGUACUGGUAGCCUUAUGUCCCGCGCUCAACGCUGAAAGAUUUGAGGUCGAUGCGGGUUUUACCACGGGCGGCGAGGCCGUGCGGAAGGCGCCGUCGAAGGUCGUGGAGAAGUGCUUGGAAGCGUUGAGGAAGUUGCUCGGGGCUUCGUCUGAUGAGAAAAAUGAGUGGAAGGUGUUGAGCGCGACGGCGACGGCGUGGCGCGACGACCGACGAGCUCUCGGGUCGUAUUCCUUCUUAGCGCCGGGGUGCAUACCGGAAGACGUCGACGCGUUGGCGGCGCCAUGCUGGGGCGGGGUCCUCAGGUGGGCCGGCGAGCAUACUUCGAGGGAGCACCUCGCGACGGCGGCCGGCGCUCUGGAAUCGGGCCGUGCGGAAGCUAGACGAAUAGCGAGAGAGACAGGAUUGUUGUCACUAUCCGACGACGAGGACGAAGAGAGCUGGCCCCACGUGGCCAAGCCGAAACGACCGUCGCGGGAAGCGAUGAGGGACGCGAGAUCCGCGUUAUGUGUGCGAAGCUUCGUCAGGAGGGACACGUCGGAGGAUGUCUGCGCCUUGUGCGGUUUGAAGAGCGGCGAGGACGCCGACGUCGAGGGCUUCAUGGCGGGUCCUUUACUAGCGUUCGAGCAAGGGUCGAGAAUUGUGUGGGUCCAUGAUGGUUGUGCGGCGGCGUCGUCCGAAGUUAGGGUAUUGGAUGACGCCUGGUUCCACGUCCACGCGGCCAUUUCUCGUGGUAGGCGCAUCGCUUGUGCAGCUUGUGGCCAGAAGGGCGCGACUUUGGGUUGUAUCUCGGCGGAGUGCCCGCAUAGUUACCAUGGGAGGUGUGCCGCGUUGCACCAAAAGUGGGAUUUACGUUUGCACCGUCCGUUAGGCUACCCGAAGCGCUCGAAGCACGCGUGCAUCGAAUCUGAUUCAAGUGACGAGGAGGUCGACGAGCGCUUCCCCGCGUUUAGCUGUCUGGCGUGCCGGCCGCCUCUACCGAAGCUCAAACCCUACGCGCAGCACUGCACGGCGCCGUCACUCGAUGGACGGCCUUCGGUAAAACGGAACGUGUCCGCGAAAGUGAUGCAGCGGCCGCUCGGCGCACCUAGAAAACCGCCGCCCUUCGCGGCGCCGCCGCCACCGACGACCGAGGCGCCUCGUCCCGUACCCUUCGGCGCGCCGCGGCACAAUUUAAUGCUGCCGCGGAAACCGGCGCAACCGGCGCCCGCGGCGGCGCCGUGGCGGCCUCAGCCGCCGCCGCCGCCGCCGCCGGACUGGGUCACGAAGCCGCGGUGA
Molecule: messenger RNA, 2715 nt
Organism: Pelagomonas calceolata
Lineage: Eukaryota; Pelagophyceae; Pelagomonadales; Pelagomonadaceae
Source: the annotation of a GenBank genome assembly